Dalotia coriaria is the source of this 988-nucleotide messenger RNA. Its product is annotated as protein big brother-like. The coding region runs from base 104 to 628 and encodes 174 amino acids. Gene Ontology annotation, cellular component: nucleus; core-binding factor complex. Gene Ontology annotation, biological process: regulation of transcription by RNA polymerase II. The transcript has 3 exons. Gene Ontology annotation, molecular function: sequence-specific DNA binding; transcription coactivator activity. The record is from RefSeq and is a predicted model, not a curated record. NCBI's taxonomy places the organism in Eukaryota, Metazoa, Arthropoda, Insecta, Coleoptera, Staphylinidae.
AGAGCGCAGUCAGUGCAGCUUCGGCAUCCGAGCAGUGUGCAUGAUCACAUCGAUCAUCAAUAAAUAGUGAUCUUUAAAAGCAAGUUUAAUUUGUGCUUCCAAGAUGAUGCAUCAUCAUGCAAUGAACGGUGUUAACAACUCGGCGUUGGCUGGGAUGUUACCCUUGGAUUCCUACGGAUUGUACGAACAACCUAAACCUAGGUUUUUGUUUAAAAUACCACGAGUUGUACCUAAUCAAAAGGCGAAGUUUGAGAGUGAUGAUUUGUUUAAGAAAUUAAGUCGGGAAAGUGAGGUGCGUUACACUGGUCAUCGAGAUCGUUCUUUAGAAGAACGACAGAUGCGGUUUCAGAAUGCGUGUCGCGAAGGUUUCAUCGAAGUUGUCUUCACUAACAGUGGUACGAAUCUUCAACUUGUCUUCACACCGCCUUCGAAUGGUUACGUGGCUGAGAAACAGUGCGAUUUUGAUAAGGAACUCGGCAAGGUACAUAUUAAAUCUGCAUUCAUUAUGAACGGAGUUUGCGUCCGGUGGGUAGGUUGGAUUGAUUUGGAGCGACUUGACGGCAUCGGAUGCUUGGAAUACGCUGAAGAUCGCGCUGCGGCUGAAGACGCACGACUUCGUCAGCGAUAAAUUCACAAAAAAUACAAAAACAACGUCUUACAUAUUACCUAUCAAAAUCUAUCAAAAAGAUAGCUAAGUGUUGCUAUGAUAGAAAAGUACUGUUUUUUCAGUUGGGGAAGUGCUGUUUGUUGAUUAAUUCCACUUUAGUAUUUUGUAUUUUGAAUUUUUCCAUUUUCAAUUUUACAUUUAGUAUUUAAACUUGUGAUUGUGUAUAAUAAUUUUUAGGUAGAGUUAAUAAGACUUAGGAGAAAUGUUUAUUAGUUGAUAUCAAAGUGCUGCAAUAAGUUUAUUUGCUGUAAUGUUUAAUUUUUGUGAUAUUCGACAUAAUUACGAUUAAUUAUUUGGUAAAUAAAUGAUUAUUAAUAUAAA